CACGAUUUUCACAAAACCCUCAGCCUGUCUCCAUCCUCCUCCCCCCAGAACCGCCUUCGCCCUCCGGGUCCGCCCUCUUCGCCGCCAAUUGAGCAACUCCCAAGCCAGAUCAAGAUGCUCAGCCAACUGUCCCGGGCCUCUCGCGCUGUUGCUGCUCGCGCCGCCAGAGCAAAUGCCGUCCAGGUGAGGGGCUUCAUUGCCCCGACCGUCUCCCGACGAGCCGACUUUGUCCAGGAGCUCUACCUCAAGGAGCUCAAGGCCUACAAGGUCCCCCCCGUCAAGGAGGCCGACGCCGAGGGCCAGGUCCAGGUUUUCACCAUGCCCAAGACUCCUGCCUCUCCCGAGGAGGCCAACCUCGCCGAUAGCCUGAAGACCUACGAGUCCAUGGCCGUUGAGAUCGAGGGCCAGGAUCCUUCCGCUCAGUCUGCCACCGGUGUUGCUCAGCUGCCCGACUGGCUCGAGGCUGAGGAAGAGGAGGAGCCCCACCACUAAAAAACGAAUCGCCCUUUUUUCUAAAAAUUAAAACCAUGGAGGGAAUUCCCUGUUACUAGAAGCACAUGGGAAUCAGGAAGGAGGAAAACGAGGAGAGGAGCUAGAUCGUCAAUGCGGAAGCUUACUUGACGUUUAGCGGUUUAUGCUAUAAAGGAAGAGUUAGAGGAUGAAGACAAGAGAAGAGCCAAAGAGGAGGCAGUUGGGCAUACCGGACGA
This is a messenger RNA of Trichoderma asperellum CBS 433.97, 708 nucleotides long. Lineage: Eukaryota; Fungi; Ascomycota; Sordariomycetes; Hypocreales; Hypocreaceae. The record is from RefSeq and is a predicted model, not a curated record.